AUGGCGCAAGUUAAGCUCCCCGAGUUCGUGGAUACCCCCGUUGACGACAUCCCCAAAAUCGUCGGGAGAACGAAUGCUGCCUUCCUCUCACACAAGACACGCACUGUGGAAUUCAGAGUCAGACAGCUACGCAAAUUGUACUGGGGCCUCGAUAGUCAUGAAGCUGAGCUGCGCGAAGCUGUCAAACGAGAUCUCAACAAAGGCUUUUUCGAUGCCAUGAUCUCCGAGAUUGACUGGGUCAAGAACGACAUCAUCUUCAUGACAUCCAACCUCGAGAAAUGGAUGAAGGACGAAAAAGUACCCGACAUCAGCUUCGCAAAUCGCCUGGUCAAUCCAAGAAUCAGAAAGGACCCUCUUGGCAUCGUCCUCGUGGUUGGCGCCUUCAAUUUCCCCUUCCAGCUGUCUCUCGGGCCCGUGAUUGGUGCCAUUGCCGGGGGUAACACGGUCGUGCUGAAACCGUCCGAGCAAGCACCUUACUGUGCUGCAAUUAUGCAGAAGAUCAUGGAAGAGACACUUGACCCAGACUGCUUCACCUGUGUGCAAGGAGCCAUCCCCCAGAUGCAAGCCUUGCUGGCUGAGAAGUGGGACAAGAUCUUCUUCACUGGUUCUGUCAAUACUGCCAAAAUUGUAGCCAAGGCAGCAGCGGUGCACCUCACUCCUACCGUUUUCGAACUCGGCGGUAAGAAUCCAGCGAUCGUGACCAAGAAAGCUGAUCCUUACCUGACCGCACGACGGCUCCUCUGGGGCAAGACUAUGAAUGCAGGCCAAGUUUGUAUCAGCCAAAACUACACUUUGGUGGACCGAGAAGUUCUGCCCAUCCUGGUGGAAGAGCUUAAACGAGCCUUCAAGGAAUUCUUCCCCAAUGGAGCCAAGCAGAGUGAAGACUACGCCAAAAUUGUCACCCUGAGGUCUUUUGAGCGACUCAAGGGCAUGUUGGACCAGAGCUCGGGCAAGAUUGUGGUGGGCGGCGAGAUGGAUGCCGAGAAGCUGUUCAUCGAGCCCACCGUCGUCGUGGUAUCGGAUGUGAAUGACUCACUGCUCAAAGAGGAGUCAUUUGGCCCCUUGAUGCCGUUACUACCUAUCGACAGCCUCGACGAAGCCAUCUCGAUUGCCAACUCGAUUCAUGCCACUCCACUCGGCACGUAUAUCUUUGGUGACAAGAAGGAAGCUGCCAAAGUCCUCUCCGAGACACGUUCGGGUGGCGCGACGGUCAACGAUGCCCUUUUCCAUGCUGUCAUUCCGACUCUCGAGUUCGGGGGUGUCGGCGAUUCGGGUAUGGGUGCGUAUCGUGGCAAGUCCUCAUUUGACACCUUCGUGCACCGCCGGGCCAUUGCUCAGACUCCUAAAUGGAUGGAGAGGUUUCUUGCUGUGCGUUAUCCACCCUACGCUGGGACCAACAAGUAUCUUGAGUUCAGCAAGAUGGGCAAGCUCAAGCCCAAUUUUGACAGAGAGGGGAACGAAAAACGGACUGUCCUUUGGUAUAUGCUUACGCUGGGCGGUAAAAGCCUGACGCGAGGAGUGAUUAGGGCGCUGGUACUCGCAGGCAUUGCCCUUGGACUCAAAAGCAUUUUGGAGAGGAGGGGCUAUGUGUGA
Messenger RNA from Cyphellophora europaea CBS 101466, 1593 nucleotides. RefSeq lists its product as uncharacterized. The record is from RefSeq and is a predicted model, not a curated record. Gene Ontology annotation, molecular function: aldehyde dehydrogenase (NAD+) activity. The coding region runs from base 1 to 1593 and encodes 530 amino acids. Gene Ontology annotation, cellular component: cytoplasm. Gene Ontology annotation, biological process: aldehyde metabolic process. The transcript has 2 exons. Lineage: Eukaryota; Fungi; Ascomycota; Eurotiomycetes; Chaetothyriales; Cyphellophoraceae.